Dibothriocephalus latus is the source of this 270-nucleotide messenger RNA. The record is from the annotation of a GenBank genome assembly. NCBI's taxonomy places the organism in Eukaryota, Metazoa, Platyhelminthes, Cestoda, Diphyllobothriidea, Diphyllobothriidae.
AUGACAUAUCGUCGACUUCCUUCCAACACAUUUUCUUACUUCAUGGGUGCUGUCGGCAAUGUGAAAAUUCCAAAGCCUCUGCGAUCGCCUAUUUUUGGUACUUAUGUCCGACUGACGGGCUGCAAAAUGGAAGAAGCCCAACGAGACAAGGUCUCCGAGUACUCAACCCUCAAUGAGCUCUUCACUCGGCAGCUGCGUCCAGAGUGUCGAAAAGUUGACCAGCACUCAGUGCUGGUGCGUUUCCUACUACCCGUUCGCUUUUUAAGAUAA